AUGUCUGCGCCGCCCGCGCUGCAGAUCCGGGAGGCGAACGCGCACCUGGCGGCCGUGCACCGGCGCGCGGCGGAGCUGGAGACGCGGCUGCAGGCGGCGGAGCGCACGGUGCGCGCGCAGGCCGAGCGCCUGGCCCGCCACGACCAGCAGCUGCGCGCCGCCCUGGACGAGCUGGGCCGCGCCAAGGACCGGGAGAUUUCUGCCCUCCAAGAGCAGCUUCUGAGCUCUGAAGCUGCCGUCCGCAGUCUGCAGGCCGCAGUGGACCAGAGGGACCAGAUGAUCCAGCAGCUGCAGCCCCGGGCUGACUUGCUGCAGGACAUCGCUCGCCGGCGACCACCCCUGGCUGGGCUGCUGGCCGCCCUGGAGGAGGCUGAGCGACUGGGCCCCUGGCUGGCCAGCAACCAGGGCCAGCUACUUCCCGAUGGGCCUGGCCCUCCCCUGAGCAACAGCACUGGGGAGGAGGGCCAGGACAAGCUUCAGCCUGCCGUGUUUGGGACCACUGUGUGAGCUGCCCUGGCGGUUCAGAUCUCAGAAUGUGCGGCCAAGGCCCAGAGCCCUGGACAUCACCAGUGUCCCGGAGGGGACCUGGGACAUUACUGGGAUCCCAUCUAAACAUCUAAACAAGUGAAAGGCCAAGAUCUCAUUUAAAACAGUUUUUUCCCCCAGUGUUUGGGGUAUCCGCUACAUUCAGUUGAUUUUGAAUAAUUCCCAAAAUAAAGAAGCCUGGGGCGGUGGCUCAGGGGUAGAGCCCCCCACCUAUCAUGCACAGGCGUGGUGGCAGCCUGACAGACGGACACCUGCCGUCCCAGCGCUGGUGAAGUAAUGGGAGUCUGACCCCCUCAUCUCAGUUUGACUCUGAAGCUGUGCUGUUUCCUGUUUGAGACGGUUCCACAGAGCCUAGGCUGGCCUCUAACUUGCUAUCCCAGGA
Peromyscus eremicus (cactus mouse) is the source of this 928-nucleotide messenger RNA. It is a transcript of the gene Vmac, whose product is annotated as vimentin type intermediate filament associated coiled-coil protein. NCBI's taxonomy places the organism in Eukaryota, Metazoa, Chordata, Mammalia, Rodentia, Cricetidae. The record is from RefSeq and is a predicted model, not a curated record. The transcript is spliced from 2 exons. Bases 1 to 507 code for a protein of 168 amino acids.